Messenger RNA from Xyrichtys novacula (pearly razorfish), 6782 nucleotides. The record is from the annotation of a GenBank genome assembly. NCBI's taxonomy places the organism in Eukaryota, Metazoa, Chordata, Actinopteri, Labriformes, Labridae.
UGAGUGUCCGUGAGCUUUAAACAGAGAAGAAGAUGAACCUGACAACAAAAUAAAUGCAACAUUUAACUACCAGAAUAGACGAUUUAGAUGUGAUUUUGUCGUUAAAUGUGGCGCUACAGUGCUUUAGAGAUGGAUUUAAGUGUUCUCGGUUUGAUUUUGAUGCACCAACAUCGCUGUUUGCUGUGAAUACUUACAUUUAUGAACUGAAGCUGAGCGGUUAGCUAACUGUAAUCUAACCCGAGUUUUCCACCCAGGGUUGAGAGGAUGGACUCCACUGCCAUUUCGAAAGGUUUGUUGGAUAAAUAAACAGGGAUGAUUGUCAGUAAAAGAAAUGUUUAAAAAGUGGAGUUUGGCUUAAGUUGGAGUUCUAAUGUGUAACACUUCAUCCGUGUUGCUGUUUUUAGCUUCUUAGCAUGUUUUAACUCUCCCUGAACGUGUUAAAAUGUACUCAUUAGUGUAUUCUACUUUCUUGUUUUCCUAAAUAAUAGUGUCGUAUGUUAAACCCAGACAAACACGCUCCUCUGACAAUGUUGGUGAAGCAUUGUCGGUUUUGAACAUGCGUUCAGUGUUGCUAAAAAGGCUGCAUUCAAAACAAAAAACUGUUCCUGAGCAACAACUUUUACAGAACAAGACUGAGAGAUGACAGCUUUUCUUUUCAGUUUUAAUGUCACAUUUAUAUUGGAUGUUACUGCAGGAGUGUUUGUGAAUCAUGGUCGAUGUUAGGGCUAGGCGAUAUUGUAAAAAGUUUAUCACAAUAUAUAUUUUUUUUAUAUCAGCGAUAUCGAUAUAUUGGGACUGGGCGAUUAUAUGAUCGUGAUUACUGAUCGUUAUGAGCUUCAGUUCCAUCACGGUGAUCAGCUGUGAGCAUAUUUACUGGAUCAAACAUGGGGGAAAGUGCGUGACAUGUGCGUACCUAUAUUUUUUUGUAGCAACUGUUGAGUUAAAACGGUUUUUAUACUUCUAUAACUUUAUCUUAUUCAAUUUGCUUUGUUAUUUACUUUGUAUGUUUAUAAAAUGUUGAACUAAUCUCUUGUUUCUUUAGUUUUUAGCGUAGAUGCUUUAAAUCUGGCAGUUAAAAAACAUUAUUAAAAAUCGUGAUAAUGAUCAAGAUCGGACAUAUGACAAAAUAUAUCUUGAUCAUUUUUUUUUGCCAUAUCCCCCAGUCCUAUGAUAUUUGUUCUAAGGCGUUGUGCUAGAGAAAGUGGACUGAAUGGUCGGCUGUUUCGGCUGUACAGGCACCAUGAGCUCCUUGCUCCGCUCGGGUUUGUAACCUUUUGCAUUGCGAUCGCUCUGCUUCAGGUGGUGAGAAAGAUUUAAGGUAUUCCCCGACAUUACUAGAACAUGUACUCAACAUAAUUUGCAGUGAACAUUACUUCAUGUCUGACCUCAAAAAAACAAAAUGCCUCCACACCUGCAACGUUUUCAUGCCAGUGUUGUCGACGAUGUCAUCAUCUGUUGAGCCUUCAUCUGCAUUUCUGUCGAGGGUAGCACUCAUUUUCUUUUUUUCUCACCAACAGUGCUGUCGGCUUCACCUGUUAAAGUGUGAUGGGUGCGUGUAGCUGCAGCCUGUUGUUUGCUACUUGGUUCUAAUUCAGCACAUGAUUGGUUCAGUGUGAAGGGGACCCGGAGCGACUACCCCUUUCAUUGGCUCUUUGCUUAGUCUACCAAAACAUUACAGAAUACUGACUAUCAAAAAGCAUUAGACAUGUUUUACAUUGAUAUUGAGGGAAAUUCAGUUUUGAUUUAUAUCGUUAUCGUUUUAUCUCCCAGCCCUAGUCGAAGUUAACGACUAUUUACACCCACCUGCUGACAGUAUGAACACCUGUGUUAUCACAUUGUCAACAAAAGCAGAAAAAGUUGAAGUUAUGGUAAACCUUUUGAGCUUCGUUACUGAAUACUUUUUUCCAAAAAAACACCCAUGUGAAUGUCGCACAGUCAGGGUGAGAUAAACAGUAAAUAUAAGUCACCUGCUGUCAUUUUUACUCCAAGUGCUCAUGUAUAUUUCAGGUGAUCCCAUACCUCUGGCUUCGCUGCGCCUCCUGGUGCCACCUCUCCAGCUUAUGUCAGUCUCCAUGAUGCAGGUUCUGAAGACUGGAGAUGUUAUGAACUACUGGAAAGUGGCUGAGUUUGUCUCCCUGGUGACAGACAUGGUCCCAGACCUGCUAAUGUGCAAACAUAGGACACAGCUUAUUCUGGGUUUAAGAGCCAGGGUGAGUUCUUGUAGGUGACUGUAAGAUCGAGGAAAUACAGACAGGUGCAUGCAAGUUAACUGUUGUGCCAAACUGAAACAUUUGUGGACGUUUUUUUUUCUCCUCUUGUCAGUAUGUUGUUGAGUUGUGCCGAAGUGAUCCGCUUCAGGAACCUGGUUUCAUCCUGUCUCAUUUCGACAAGAUUAAAGUAAGUGUCUGCUUCAUGUGUUUGUUUGUAUAUUGAAAACACCUGCUGCAAUUAUCUGGUAAUGCAUCUGUGCACAUUUCCAGAGCACAGAAUCUGAGGAGGAGGAAAUAAUGGUGAACUUUCUUGGGUUGAUCCAGACUCUGCUCAAAGAUCCUGAAGAGAGACAGGACUUUUUCAUGGUGAGCCAGUGUUACCUAAAACCUUCACAGUCAAUGCUAUUUGCCUUUGCAGUUAAAUAAUAUAUUCAAAGCGAGGUUCUGCCAACAUCUUUAGUUGUGAAGUCUGGCAGGUGCUUGUAGUCAGUAAAUUAUUUCCUUUUGUCUUCUUAAAGGAGGUCUUUCCUGCUGAGUAUGGGCACAUGUAUGACUGCGAUUUGCAGACACUGUUUUCAGAGUUCCUCUUUCGGCUGGCUCAGCUGUUGCCAGUCCCUGAUCUUGAGCAGGUAAGAGGUGUUGGGGGGGGGAAAAGGUGACACUAUCUCACCUUUUGGAAAAUCAAUUAUGCUCCUGAGCUUUACUGUGCUCACACCUCUGGAUUAAAAUACCUAGAAAUGUUUAACUUUGCAUUAAAUAAACGUCAAUUUGAUGAUAAGUGGAUGAUAGCGUGCUACUCUACCCCUCAUGUCUGUUUAUGUGCCCCACAGACUGUCUCUUGGCUUGGAGCUGAUAGUUCUGUAUUGGAGGAGUGUGAGCGCUCAGUCUCUGAGCCCACAGACCUGAAAACUUUACUCCAGCACCACAAACACCUCGGGCAUUUGGAGCAACAUGGUACGUUUUUGUCCAUAACGCCAUUUUAUGUAUUUCAUUGUAGACACAACUCGAUUACAGGGACUUGUAUUUUUUUUCUCUUUUUGUAGUUCCACCUUCCAGCAUGGGCGACAGCAUCCUCUCAUCACUCUCUCUGGUAUUUCCAAGGAGAGUAUCAACACCAGCUGAACAACCUGACCACAAAGACCUCCCUCCGGGCCUUAGAGACGACACUGUGACAUUUGUAGAAGAUGUGGCAGUGGAAAUUAUCACAGUCACAGAUUACGCAGAAGUUGAAUUAAGUGCAAGCACAGACAUUGAGGUGGUGAUGGGAGAGAACUGCUUCGAAGGAACGAAUGGUAACAUGGUGGCUGAAGAUUUGAUGGUGGUGCUUCCAGAUGAGACAACAAGGGAAGAGGAAGUUGUUGCACGGGAGGAUGAAAAAGCUGUUAGCAGUUUGACAGAAGACAUCCCUGCAGAAGCUCCUAAAGACAAGUUAGGAUCUGGACAACACAAAGUCGCUGCAGGGCCUCAUGACUGCCCGGACUGUGACAAGAAAUUUAAGUUUGCCUCUUCUCUGAUUGCUCACAGAGUCAUCCACUCUGGCGAACGCCCCCACCGCUGUAGUGACUGCGGUCGCUGCUUCUCUUUCAGGCAGUCUCUCGACAGACAUAGGCACAGACACAACACCACACGAAAGUACGACUGCGCCGUCUGCGGGGAAGUUUUUCAAUCCCUGUCGGCUCGCACACAGCACAAGCAGACACACAUGGUGGACGGUGUGUACACAUGUCACCAGUGUGAAAAGAGAUUCAACUGGGAGCUGACACUCGCGAGGCAUCUUAAAACCCACACUGAUCAUCACAACGCAAACAAGCCAACAGAAGGCCAGGGGGAGGGGCCAGAAGUUGUUAUUGGUGAGGAAGUGGUCAGUGAGACCCCUGCCGAAGCAGACAGUCAGGUGCAUGCAGACAAUUACACUGAUUGUGACCCAGCAAAUGCAAAAACUAAGGGCAAUGAGAGCCCCACCCCUGAGCUUGAGAGCACAGUCCCCAAGUUUGACAAUGGAGUUGUUAUGCUCACUAAGGUGAGAACAAGCGGGCGCAAACGCAAACCAACCAUGAAAAUCCAGGUGAUAAACCUCCAGAAGAGCUUGACUGCCAGAAAAAAGGAGGUCAUGAAGGUGAAGCCUCCAGAGCUAAAGCCCUUACCUUCCAACUGGUAAAACCAUCUACGUUUGUUAUACUCUUGCCUCAAAAAUCACUUUUGAAAGGGCUUCAUGUCUAACUGUUCGUCUGUCUUUUAGCAGGGAGGAACAUUCUUACGGGUCAUCUGUGGUGUCUUCGAAGGACGGUGAAGAGUGUGAGUGCUUAUUCUUGAAUAUUCUCUUCCUCACUACUUUAACAAAAUCAAAUGUAACAUCAAACAUAAUCUGCUAACCUGAAAACCACUCACCAGAUCAACUAAUCCCCAAUUUCCACCGCAUUCGGAACGGCUACGAAAAGGCCGUAUUCGCCGAUCGCAGCUGAUCGUAACUAUUAAAGUUAAUGUGACAAUUUCCACCGGCUUCUUUACGUUCCGCUGCAGAUUACCAGACUCCUCAGCUGAUCGCAAGAGUUCCAUUUUUUUUCCCCCAGAGUAUGCCGGAUAAAUUCAGCACAGAUUAACCCGUGCUGGAAAGGAAGUCGGGCACAGACACAAAAUAGAACAUCUGGUUUAUUUUCAAAAUAAAACACUCUGUGUUUCAGGCAGAUCGUAUUCCACACAUGCAAACUGGAGGGGAUGAACAAGCGAAAGGUUUAUAGAUGUCAUUUCACCCCAAUGACACCAUGUAUGAGGAAAUGCUUAUUCUAAAAGUCUAGAAGUGGAUUUCCUCCUCUGGAAGGACACGAUCUACUGCUUAUAUGGUUAUGUGGCUAUAGAGACAACUCAUUUUCGCGCGAUUGCACGUGAAUCCACGGGUUCCUGUGAGUUCUUGUGAUGCCCGCUGUCUGUAAUCUGCCACGAAAAUUGCCUCACAAACGUAUCCGGUGGGAAGUGACGGCAUAAAUCGCAGCCGUUUCGGAUUGGAGCUGUUCCGAAUGCGGUGGAAAUUUGGGGUAAUGGUUGACUUGUAAAUUGUCUAUCUGCAAAUAUCAGCCAACAGCAAAGGUCCUAACAAACGUAUGAGUGCUAAAUUUUUGCCAUCAUGUCUUAAGAACUUUAUUUAUUUCCAUCAGGCUCCAAAGAAGAUGGCUCCUCAGCUGUGUUCUCCUGUCCUAAAUGCUCCUUCACACACUCAGAGGAAGCUCAGGUCCAGCUGCACAUCGACCAAGUUCACUCAGCUCAGACUGAGGAUGACAAGGAGUCACUUCAGUCCCCCACAAAUGACGGACGUUUCAGCUGCUCGGACUGCGAGAAGAGCUUCAAGUUCCAGUCCUUACUAACGGCUCACCAGCGAAUUCACACAGGCGAGCAACCCUUCCCCUGUCCUCAGUGCGGGCGGCGGUUUUCCUUUAAACAGUCACUAGAGCGGCACAAGCAGACACACAAGUCUGGGCGAAAGUACGAGUGUCUGAUCUGUGGGGAGUUCUUCAAGUCUCUGGUGGCUCAGAAGGAGCACAAGAGCACCCACAUGGAGAACGGCGAGUAUGUGUGCUCGGAGUGUGGCCGUGUGUUUGCGUGGAAGUCCGCUCUGGUGAGACACCUGAAAACCCACAGCGAGGAGGUCAACAAGGUGGAGCGUUCCUUCAAAUGCCCCCGUUGUGAGCUGGGCUUCAGCUGUGCCAGUUACCUUAACAAGCACCUGCAGACUCACCAAGAAGAGCGAGUGCACACCUGCAAUUGCGGGAAGAGCUUUGCUUACCGGGCAGCUCUGACUGCACAUCAACGCAUUCAUCAAAAGGAGCGACCGCACACAUGCACACAGUGUGGAAAGGGAUUCCUGUACAAGGGAGGGCUGCUGAACCACAUGAAGAUCCACUCCGAGGAGAUGCCCUUCAUGUGCUCUUUUUGUGGCAAGAGCUUCAAGAGGGAGCGGAAUAUGAAGAAGCACGAGCGCUACCACACCAGAGAAAAUGUUUUCAGCUGCUCGCAGUGUGACAAGAGUUUUGUCUACAAGGCGACCCUGAUCAGACACGAGCUGACUCACUCAGGCGAGAGGCCGUUCCUCUGCUCUGACUGCGGGAAGGGCUUCUUCUCCCACGCCGAGCUGCUGAAGCACGAGCGUUUCCACACAGGCCACAAACCUUUCCAGUGCCCCCACUGUGGGAAGAGUUUCACCCAGUCCUGCUACCUCACCAUUCACCUGCGCUACCACACCGGAGUGAGACCGUACGCCUGCGCUGAGUGCGACAAGAGCUUCCUCAGCGCCAACCGGCUGAAGAGACACCAGCGGACUCAUUCAGGGGAGAAACCGUACGUGUGCGGUGAAUGUGGAAAAGGAUUCAGGCAGUCCUACAACCUGAAAAUGCAUCAACGGACACAUACCAUCAAGUGUUGAAACUCUUCAAACUGAAAUUACAAGGAAAAUACUCCAACUGGAUGAUUGACUUAACUGCUCAUGGAUAGAAACAAUCUAGUCUGUUUGAUGAUCCAGCUAAACUUAAGGUGGUUAGUUUUCUGGUUUAUUAAGCGAUUAAAAAACUCAGAGAAAAGAAA